AAGUACACGAAGUAUGUAUAAUACAAACGAGCCUUUCCUUGCUUUUCCCUUUUGGUUAUAAGACCGGGAAGGGAGUUUACCUUUGACGUUUUUAUUCCAUUGUAGUCAAUUCUUGAAAGUCGUACUGAAAGAGGCCAACGUUGCCGCUUGUAUGCCACGGAAUACAGUUUCCGCGAGCAGCUAGUACCUACGACUGAAGAUACCAUACGAAAAACUAAAAUCGGACUUAAAGAGAAAGAUAUUGCUUCAUUGCCAUUUCCGUUCGAUUUUUCCGCGCGUUUUUCUUUCUCUAUCUCUUUUUUCAUAAUGCGACUUCGAUUUUAGCCGGAGGCUACAGUUUUGCCGGUUUUAUCAAGGGAAACUUUCUUCCGUGACACUAUCAGGGAUGUGAUAAUCUGCUCAUUCUUAGAGUGACAUUAAGAUAAUAUUAUAACGAAAAUGGAGCGUGAACGCGGUUCUUCUUCCGCGGUUUUUCGACAGCUGAGCAAUUUUUUUGUGUAUCGAUUUCUCGUACUACUUUACAUUUCACAUAGAAAUAUAAUUUUUUUAAUUAUGAUACAUGUUUUUUUUUUUACUUGCUACUUAUUACAUAAUCUCUUAUUAUGCUUUUUAAACAGAAAUAAAUAAACUAAUUAAAUUAAAACACGCAUUUCAUAGCGAUAAUAAUUCUUAACAACGACAUAAAUGAUUAGAGCAUCUCCACCGAGAUACGCGUGGCAAGCAUACAUUUGCUCUUACUUAUUAUACAUAUAUAGUAUACCAUUUCGUGUUGCGAAUUACGUUUAAUUCGCAUGACAGAGGUGCGAAAAGGUCCCGGCAUAACGUAACUUUUAGCAGCAGUGUACCGACACGACGCAGUCCACAAACUUAACUUAUUAACGGAGACACGUUACACGCAAUUUCACGCGAUCCUGGCGUUGUAUAAUCGCGCCAUCGCGUCGUCGCGCUGAUUUCAAAUAUUUGUCCGAGCCCCGUCCGGAUGCGAUACGAGAGAGACGUGUUACGAGACCGGUCGUUAUGCACGCGUUGUCGGUGGGAAUUGCUCCUCACCGGAUCGCGUAAACGACGUUAUAUACAAACGGCUUGAACCACGAAACCUCGUCGCUGGCAAUUCGCCGGCAACUCCCGGGGAACCGGCGCAAACAUUUGCGCUGGGGGUUGUUUAACGGUCCCCGCGACACACAACGAAAACGAUGCCACCAAACCAAUCCGGUCUUCGCUGCCUUCCGAGUUCGACGUCGCUUAAUCGGACGCCGGGGAAUCCCGUACGUGUCACGUCGCGACCGUAUUUCAGAAAAUGAUCCGAUCGAUUGUUCUUGCUCUCCUUCUGUUCUGCCAAUCGAUCAACAUCGGGAGAUGCCUGCGGGCGAAUGGCACUCUCGAAAUCUCAGAGGCAGCGCAGCGACACAGACUGAGAAGGAGCCUCACGUUUCCCGAUUCGUCUAUGCUUUUGCUGAUUUUCGGUCUAGGCACUCCGUUGCAGUUGGACCGCGAGAGCAUAAUCGUGGGAGUGUUUGCGAAAAUGCAGUACUUCUUGCCGAGGAACGCCACGGAUUUUACGGAGCCGGGGGUGUACUACAUGAGAGGCAGCAGAAGCAGAUGGAGCUUUUACAGGAUGUUCGAAAAGGUGGCGGCCAUGUAUGGGUUCGGUGGCAAAGAAUGUUUACUCAGGGCCAUCUGCGAGGUCGCUUACGUCCCAUUCGACGUCCAUCAUGGCUUGCUGGGACAAUUGGUACAGACCUUUCUUAGGUAAAUGAACCAUGCACUACCGUUUAGGAAAAUCGACAAACUUGAAUUUCAAUUCGCAGAACGCAAAUUGUUUUCACAGCUACAGGUGUAAGAAGAAAAUAAGUCGGGUUUUUGUAAUUGAAUAGAGACGACUCGCCUUUUCUCGAGUUUCGCGUGCUUUAAAAUUGUAUUGAUGGUUAAUUUAUUUUUUAUCCGAUAAAUGAUUUCAUCGAACUUCAAUAAGUUAUUAACUAAUCUUUUUCGGUCUCAAUUUCCACUGAGACUACGUCGACUGUGAAACUUGUUUCAAGAUACGCCAAGUAAAGUGUUCGACGUGUUGGCAUUACGAUGUGUCCUAUAUAUAUUUUUCCGGUGACCCCGCUUAUGUGAAAAAAUGUCUCUAUAAUAUUAUCGAUAUAACCGUUAGAAGCAGGCGUCGCCGGGAAGAAAAAUCGAUUAGUCGCGCCGCAAUAAAACGUCGACCCGGUCUCCCACGCGUAACGUCAAUUACACGCGGACAUAAUGUCACGGCGGAGAUGGCGACGGUAUUUAAUAAACACCGGAUCGAGCACAGGCCGGGAUUUUCCGAUAAACCGUAUCCGCGACUAGCCGAUAUUUUUCGUUUUGCUCGUUUCCGAACGAGCGGCCGCUAUAAUUUCUCACGGCAGCCACGCGCAUAGAUACGUAGGACGCACGUGUGUAUAUGCGGAAUACUAUGGGAUUCCAGGCCCUCCAGCACCCGGGAAGAGUACGACGAGUACGGGGAUCGGGAAUAUCGGGCGGCUGAACGGCUGGGCGAGCAGGCGGAGGGCGCAGGCUG
Monomorium pharaonis (pharaoh ant) is the source of this 2548-nucleotide messenger RNA. RefSeq lists its product as uncharacterized. The coding region runs from base 1298 to 1753 and encodes 151 amino acids. The record is from RefSeq and is a predicted model, not a curated record. NCBI's taxonomy places the organism in Eukaryota, Metazoa, Arthropoda, Insecta, Hymenoptera, Formicidae. The transcript is spliced from 2 exons.